GUGACGUAUUGGCCUCGCCUCCCUCCCUGUCUUUUCAGUGCGGCGUCGCUGGUUUCUGAGUAACAAGCGCCGGAUAAAGAUGGCGGCUGCAGGUUCCAGUGUUAUAAAUGACUGCUGCUAGUUAUCUCCCCAUUUUCCAUCAGUACAGGCAUAACAUAUCGUGAAUGUUCAGCCGCCAUCUGUCCGCUAGUCUUUGUGUCCUUCUGUCCCCCUUGUCUCCCUUCACUGUCCCGGCUGCUGCAUGUCUGCAGCUGAAAGGGGGCGUUUUACUGAUCAUUUUCUGACUUGUCUGUGCAGCACCGUCAGGUACCUGACCUACUUCAGGUCCAGGAAGAAAUCCCUGCACUACUGCAAGAUCAAAGAGCCCAAGCUGGAGGAGAUGGAUGAGCAAAGCGUGGAGAGCAUAGCCGAGGUCUUUAGAUGUUUUAUAUGCAUGGAGAAGUUGAGAGAUGCUCGUCUCUGCCCACACUGUUCCAAACUUUGUUGUUUCAGCUGCAUCAGGAGAUGGUUAACUGAGCAAAGGGCUCAGUGUCCUCAUUGCAGAGCUCCCCUUCAACUUAGGGAGUUGGUUAACUGUAGAUGGGCAGAGGAGGUAACUCAACAGCUGGACACCUUGCAGCUCUGCAGCUUAAAUAAGCAUGAGGAAAAUGAGAAGGACAAAUGUGAAAAUCAUCAUGAAAAACUUAGUGUUUUUUGUUGGACUUGCAAAAUUUGUAUUUGCCAUCAGUGUGCCCUCUGGGGAGGAAUGCAUGGGGGACACACCUUUAAACCUUUGGCUGAAAUCUAUGAGCAGCAUGUCACCAAAGUGAAUGAAGAAGUGGCAAAACUUCGCCGCAGACUUAUGGAAUUAAUUAGUCUUGUGCAAGAAGUGGAACGGAAUGUAGAAGCUGUUCGGGGGGCAAAGGAUGAGAGGGUUCGGGAAAUUCGCAAUGCAGUGGAGAUGAUGAUUGCAAGACUUGACACUCAACUCAAAAACAAACUCAUCACACUAAUGGGUCAGAAGACCUCUCUGACACAAGAAACUGAGCUUCUGGAGUCACUGUUACAAGAGGUGGAACAUCAGCUCCGAUCUUGCAGUAAAAGUGAACUCAUUUCCAAGAGUCCAGAAAUUCUUAUGAUGUUCCAGCAGGUCCACAGGAAGCCCAUGGCUUCCUUUGUCACUACCCCAGUUCCACCUGAUUUCACAAGUGAACUUGUUCCUUCUUAUGAUUCAGCUACUUUCGUUCUGGAAAACUUUAGCACUUUACGCCAACGCGCUGACCCAGUGUAUAGCCCACCUCUGCAAGUUUCUGGGCUGUGCUGGAGAUUAAAGGUCUAUCCGGAUGGGAAUGGAGUGGUGCGGGGCUACUAUCUGUCUGUUUUCUUAGAGCUUUCUGCUGGUCUUCCAGAAACCUCAAAGUAUGAAUAUCGUGUAGAGAUGGUCCACCAGUCUUCUAAUGACCCUGCCAAGAACAUCAUUCGAGAAUUUGCCUCUGAUUUUGAGGUUGGAGAAUGCUGGGGCUACAACCGUUUUUUUCGGCUAGACUUGCUUGCUAAUGAGGGGUAUCUGAACAGAACAAAUGACACUGUCAUUCUAAGGUUUCAGGUUCGCUCACCAACUUUUUUUCAAAAGUGUCGGGACCAGCACUGGUACAUUUCCCAGCUAGAAGCAGCCCAAACUAGCUACAUCCAGCAAAUAAACAACCUAAAGGAAAGACUUGCAAUUGAGCUGUCCCGGAACCAAAAAUCACGUGGUAUGUCUCCUCCAGACACUCAUCUCAGUCCUCAGAAUGAUGAAAGUACAGAAGCUAGAUCCAAAAAGACAGCUGUUAAUUUAGAGAGUAUCUCUUCCUUACCUACUCCAAGAGAUGCUGAGGAAGAUGAAGACAAAAGCCUCAGUGUCUUUAUCCAGCAGGAUUUGUCUGAUGGCGACCUGGAUGUGGAUUUGGCUGGGGAGGAUGAAGUGAACCAUUUAGAGGGCAGCUGUUCUUCUGCAAGUUCCACUGCCACCAGCAUCACAGAGGAAAAUGAUAUAGAUGAGGAAACCAUGUCAGGGGAGAAUGAUGUUGAGUAUGGAAGCAAUAUGGAUUUAGAAGAAGGAGAAUUAAUGGAAGAUCCAUCUAUUGUUGGGGCUGAUGCAGGUGGACAUGGUUAUGGCAGUGGGAGAAGCUCAAGGCGCACAGGAAGCAAUAUUGGGUCCACUAGCAGCAGCAGUUUGUUGGACUUGGAUCCUCUGAUUUUCAUUCACUUGCUAGACCUUAAAGAUAGAAAUAGUAUGGAAAAUCUUUGGAGCCUUCAGCCAAGACCACCAACAUCUAUUCUGCAGGCUUCAGCUUCAUGUUCUCGUAAAGAUAGGGACCAAAGACGACAACAGACGUCCUGGCGUGUUUCCCCAGAUCUGAAAAUGCUAAAGCGGUACAAGUCUCAGGUGCUGGAAGUACGUAGCAAGCUGUCCGCUGUUAAGAGCCAGUUGUGUGAAGUAAGAAACAACAAUACUGCAGUCUCUGAGAACCACUCUGGGUGUUCGGCGGACCUGGACUCACUAACAAGUAACAGUGCAGAGGGAUGCACCAAGUUACAAGAGUUGGGUAUGGAGCUUCUUAGAAAGUCUUCUCUUGCAAGCUGUUAUGUGAGAAGCGCAAGCAGUAAGAAAAGCAAUUCCCCCAAGCACUCCCGGUCAGGGGAGAAAGCAGGUGCCCUAUCUUUGCGGAGAGCAAUGGAAUGUGGGGAGGGCAGCCAUCGUGUCAAGGCAGAAAGUCAGGCAGCAUCAGAAGGUUGCGUUACUGGUACAAAGAGUGGCAGCAGGCAUGGAUCACCCAGAUCUCUGACAAACAGCAGCCCAGAAAUCCCUUCCAGCUCUAAAACAGACGACCGGCAGUCUGAGCUGCUUAGCUCGGAAAUACAAGCAAUGUGCAUGGACAAGAGCAGGAAAGUCGUCAGUUUGGGGCCCAGUUCAAAAGCUUGGAGUGGAAAAGAUAUUGCACAAAUGGGCAGCCUGGACAGUGACGCUGAAGCAGGAGAAAUAGCCUCCAUGUUAUCUGAAAUCGCUUCAGUAAGCUAUCCUGAAGAAGCUGCUGUGUGCUCCAAACUCGUCCUGCACAUAUUGCCAGGAAUGAGCAGUGACAGCGACAUUGAAUGUGACACUGAAAAUGAAGAACAGGAGGAAAACAUUACGUGUGGUGGAUUUAAUGAUUCCUUCACGACACAGGCUCAAGGAGAUGAUCAAGGACAUUCUUUUCCCGAUGAGGACAACAAUAUAAGCUCAGAAGACCUUCACUUUCCUGCAGGAGAGGACACAGGAAGGUAAUUUCAUGGAGAAUAUGAACAUUUUACUUCGCUCAUGCUGAAGACUAGAAGGCUAAACACUAGACUACUUAGCAAAACGUUCCAUUUUGGAUGCACAUUCACUGUAUUUAUUCUGUGCAUGACUGCAACAAACAGUUGGACACAACAUUUUUAUUUGUUUUUUUUUUUUUUAUUUCUUAUUGUGGCUUUAAUACAUGACACUGAAAAUAAUAAGAAUUCUAAAUGUAUAAUAGAUCUUAAUAUAAAAGGCUUUGGAACAUACAUAUCACAGCUAGAUGGGAAAUUAGCAGCAAUAAUUAUUCACAACGUUCAACUAUAGGUCUGUUUUUAAAGCUUCAGUGUUACUGUUACAGCUUUUCUUAAAGGGGAACUAUUGUGAAAAUGAAAAUUUAAUUUAAG
Molecule: messenger RNA, 3684 nt
Organism: Xenopus laevis (African clawed frog)
Lineage: Eukaryota; Metazoa; Chordata; Amphibia; Anura; Pipidae
Gene: trim37.S
Product: tripartite motif containing 37 S homeolog
Exons: 25
Coding region: 242-3286 (1014 amino acids)
Biological process (GO): negative regulation of gene expression, epigenetic; protein ubiquitination; protein monoubiquitination
Cellular component (GO): ESC/E(Z) complex; aggresome; chromosome
Molecular function (GO): zinc ion binding; ubiquitin protein ligase activity; tumor necrosis factor receptor binding
Source: RefSeq, a predicted model, not a curated record